Epithele typhae is the source of this 3099-nucleotide messenger RNA. Its product is annotated as assimilatory sulfite reductase. Gene Ontology annotation, molecular function: sulfite reductase (NADPH) activity; FMN binding; flavin adenine dinucleotide binding. NCBI's taxonomy places the organism in Eukaryota, Fungi, Basidiomycota, Agaricomycetes, Polyporales, Epitheliaceae. Bases 1 to 3099 code for a protein of 1032 amino acids. Gene Ontology annotation, cellular component: cytosol. The record is from RefSeq and is a predicted model, not a curated record. The transcript has 4 exons.
AUGUCUGGUGCAUCAACCCCGCUGUCGCCCACAACCACCCUUUCGGCACCUCCCUCCCCGAAGCUCAAGCCAUCGGCCAAUGAGCUGCAGAGAAUUGCAGAGUCGGGCGCCCUCACCGCUUCCACCCUCAUCGAGUUCAUCGCGUCCCGUACCACCUCAUCCUCGUCUGUCUUCGUCUACGACCUCGCAGAACAGGCCGGCUUCGGUUCUCUCACAAAAGCAUGGUCCGCCGCCGGCCAUGACGCCUCAGCGCCCGUUAUCAGUCUCCAGACUAGAGCAGGCGCCGGCCUCAGCUUGGUUGGCCGUCUCUCCCAAGGUUCGAGCAAGGAUGUCUCCAAGGCUGCCGUCCUCUCCGCAUACACCACACCAUCUGGACUUGCAGCGAUGGCCCAGUCGUUGUCCUACCUCCCGCCAGCAACACCAUCAAGUAGGGUCGUCAUCCAGGUCCCCACAGUGACGCCCGUGGGCGAGCACUUUACUCUCUCACCCACACUCGCGCCUUUCACUCCGACGCUAUCCUUUCUCCCGGAGGGGUUCACCGUCCUCCUCUCCGCGACGCCCCAGGAAGCGAUCGACUUCGCCACGCUUUCCUACACCCUAACCGACACGCACAUCAUCCAUCUAUUCGACCAUCAUUGCGCAACCCGCGAGACUGGGCACGUCACCUCCGCCCCAAUCGUUAUCCCCGAACCGGGUCUCUCCCUCGAAGAUGGCCUCAAUAACGCCGGCUACAGCGCGUUCGAGUACGCCGGCGCCCCCGACGCUGACACCGUCUUCGUCCUUGCGAACGGGCCGCUCGCGCUCGCGGCGAAGGCGCUCGCUGCGCGCGUGCCUGGCCUGGGGGUGGUUAUCGUCCGCGUUCUGCGCCCGUGGAGUGAGGAUGCGCUCCGUGCUGUGCUCCCCGCGUCGGUCAAACGUGUGCACGUCUUGGACGACGUCCCGACGGAGAGCACCCAGGGUGCACUCUACGUCGAUGUUUUCUCCACCCUCCUCGACCCGCUCGCCCCGGGCCCAGUCGUGAAGGCGCACCGCGUCGUCCCCGCGAAGACUCAGGCCUGGCUCGAGAGCCCGGCCGACUUCAUCGACUUCAUCGCCGGGCAGCUCCCGGUGCCGAUCCCCACUCCGUCUCUGGACGCAUCCCCGGCGAAGAAGCUGCUCUUCUUUGGCAGCCCCGAGUCCGCGCUCGCUGGGGUCCCGCGCCUGGUCGAAGCGACGUUCCUGCCCCACAAAGCGCUCUCCGCCCGCCUAGUCUCUCUCCACGACGCGUUCUCCAAGCCCGGCGGUGUCUCUGCCGACAAGAUCGUCCUCGCGCCCCGCGACGACAAGGCCCCCUACACCGCCCUCUCCACCGCUAUCCCCAUCUCUGCCGGCAGCCACGGCGUCGCUAACUUCGUCGCCGUCCUCGACCACACCCUCCUCAAAUCGCACGACGUCGUCAGCCAUGCCCUCCCCGGAUCUCCAGUUCUCGUCGUCACCGACUGGACGGCUGCGGAGCUCGCCGCGAACUUGCCCGCGGAGGUUGUGCACACCAUCCUCGACCGCCAGCUGCAUGUGUGUGUCCUGGACGCGAAGGCACUCGCCGCGCGGUACGCACAGGGCAACGUUCACAAGCUUAAGGCUCUUCAAGAUGCCGUCGUUCUCCUCGCUUUCCUCCGUCUCUACCUCGGCAAGGUGGCGACGCGGACUCUGGUGGGGAAUAUCGCGGCCGCGACUCUUGGAGAGGACAUUCGUGGGGUCUCGUUGGACAAGCUUUCUCUGGUGUCGCUCAAGCCCUUCCAGUUCAACGCCAUCGCCGUCGAGACCGCGGAGGGCGAUACCGUCGUGGACGGUGCGCGCCUCAGUUUCUGGCACGACGCCGCGAAGCACAUCCUCUUUCCCUCCGCCUUCACCCCCACAGACGCCCUCGCGCCCGCCUCCUCGUUCGAACAGCACCCGGCGCUGCGCCCUGAGAUCCAAGAACGCACCUUCCUCGUCACCUGCACCGUCAACCGCCGGCUCACGCCACUCGAGUACGACCGCAACGUCUUCCACCUCGAGUUUGACACACGCGGGACCGGACUCAAGUACGAGAUCGGCGAGGCGCUCGGCGUGCACGGCUGGAACGACGCCGCGGAGGUGCUCGACUUCUGUGACUGGUACGGUGUCGACCCUUCCCGGCUCGUCACGCUCCCCGUGCCCGGCACCGACGGCGCGCGGAUGCACACCCGCACCGUCUUCCAGGCGCUCCAGCAGCAGGUCGACCUCUUCGGCAAGUCGGGCAAGGCGUUCUACACCGAGCUCGCCGAGCACGCGGCGGGCAUGGCGGAUCGCUACGCGCUCCGCUUCAUCGGCUCCGCGGAGGGCUCCGCGACGUUCAAGAAGUUGAGCGAAAAAGACACGGUCACGUUCGCGGACAUCCUCCGCCGCUACGAGUCCGCGCGCCCGGGCAUCGAGGUCCUUUGCGAGCUCAUCGGGGACAUCAAGCCGCGCCACUACUCCAUCGCGAGUGCGCAGGCGGUCGUCGGCGACCGCGUCGACUUGCUCGUCGUAGCUGUGGACUGGGCGACGCCCUCUGGCUCGCCGCGCUAUGGCCAAUGCACGCGCUACCUCGCCGGGCUCAAGGUCGGCCAAAAGGUCACAGUCUCCAUAAAGCCCUCCGUGAUGAAGCCGCUCAUCAUGGCCGGCCUCGGCACCGGCGCCGCGCCGUUCCGCGCCUUCCUCCAGUACCGCGCGCACCUCGCCGCGCAGGGCGUCGCCGUCGGGCCCGUGUACUACUACUUCGGCUCGCGGCACCAGUCGCAGGAGUACCUCUACGGCGAGGAGCUCGAGGCGUUCAUCCUCGACGGCACCGUCACCCGCGCCGGCCUCGCGUUCUCACGCGACGGCCCGCGCAAGGUGUACAUCCAGCACAAGAUGCAGGAGGACGCGGUGGAGCUCGCGAAGAUGCUCUGGGACGACGCGGGCGUGUUCUACCUGUGCGGGCCGACGUGGCCCGUGCCGGACGUCUACGAGGCUCUCGUCGGGGCUCUCGUCGGGUACGCGGGUGUCGACCGCGCGGCCGCGGGGGCGUUCCUCGAGGGCCUCAAGGAGGAGGAGCGUUACGUGCUCGAGGUGUACUGA